UCCCUGGAAGCCACUCACAGCGACACACCGCCGCACAUCUGAGGAGGAAGAGAUGGCCACGCAAAAUAACUUCAGUGCUGCGACUUUGUCGUUUCUGCUCAUAUUCGUGUGGAAUGCCGCGUUAGUCCCGGUUGAUGCAGCUGCUGGCGGGACGAAGACGGUGGAGUUCAACGUUAAACCGGGAGGAGUGGUGCACACGUUCACUGAGGGGAUUAGGGAGUAUGAGUGCUCAUUCACUUAUGCUUCACAAGGGGGAACCAACGAGCAAUGGCUGAUGAGUGUGGGUCUGAGUGACGACGACAAAUUGUUUUCCUGCUCCGUGUGGCGGCCCCAGGGGAAAUCCUACUUGUUUUUCACUCAGUUCAAAGCUGAACUGAAAGGAACCAAAAUUCAAUAUGCUAAUGCUUAUUCUCAGACGGCGGCUGCAGGACAAAGUGACAUGCCUUUGAAGCCGGAGGAAUUUACCGUAGGAGACUCAACAGUGACCCACACAGAUGGAAAAUUCAGCGCUCAACUCUCCAAACUGACCGCCAUCGGACGAACAGGACACGAUGAGCUGUAAUUGGUGUCUGAUUUUGGCUUUCAUGUGUAGAGCUGUGAGUCGGGCCUCUUGUGUUUCAGCUCAGUAGUCAAUGAAGGAAACAACCAAAACCUGAAGUGGGAUGAUGCUGAUACUGUGUCAGUAAAUGAAUUACCUGGUAUGUUAUGACAGUGGAUUUGAAAAUGCUGCUUUGGACUAAAACCAGCUUCCACCAUCAGUUUAGUAUUCACAUUCUUUUUUUUUUUACUCAACGUCCUAGUUUAAAUUCUGCCAUAAGAUAAAGUGCUUCCAUAGUUAUUUCUUAGUUUCUGAAGCUGUAAGAUUUACAGAGAGUAAAUCUGUUCUGAUUCACUGGGGACAUGUCUGAAUGUAUAGAGGGUUGGUGUGUGGGGCUUGUUGAGUAUAGAUAGCACAUUUAGAGUAGGGAGGGAUUUAUUUGUCUCGUGUAAUCCUGAGAGGAAAAGGGAAUAAUCUCCAAUAGCGUCAUCACGCUCUCAUAAACAAUUACAUUUUCCUCAAUCUUGUUCUGUUCUGAGCUGAGCUCCUCGCUCUCGCUUUCUGUUUAUGUUUAUCCGUUUAGAUAACUGUAACCACACAUUUGAUCCCCUAAAUCACCAAUCGGUACCACUUGUGAUCACUUUUUGUUAUGUUUGUGCUUUUGGCCAGAAGGGGUAUACUUGUAAUAGAGCAGACGGUAAGAGAAAGAUGUACUGAACACACUGAAGAUCAGUCCUUUUUGGAGAUAAAUCUUCAACAGUGUCGGUGUGAUGUAAGUAAUUAGUUUAAAGAAUAAUUAUUUUGUUUGAAAAUACCUUGAUCUUGAUCAUUUUAAUUAGACACCUGCAGCAGAAGAUGCAACCAUUUCUCUAUUUUUUAAUUUCAGGAUAUUUCAAUGACUUCUCACUUACACUGUUGGAGAUUCAACCCAAAGGAACUAAGAUGUAAGGUGGAUCAUAGUGUAUAUAUGGAGAAGAAAUGUCAUCACAUAAUCCUGAUCCCCUUUUGAACCGUCUGCUUUCAUCCUUCACUGUAACGUGUGUGGAUCAGCGAGGGUAUUGUGCAGCUUUCUGAAGUACAUGCUCCCUUAUGUAGCGAGCAGACUCGCCUUUAUCUCCCUUACAUUGAUCCAAUCUUCUAAGAUCCACACAAGUGUCCGCAAGAUGAGUUCUGGGGAUUGAUUUCAGAUUUGAGGAUUGUGCUGAUUUGAUUCUGCGGUCGGAUUACUCGCUGAGAUUCGUACCUUGUUUGGUCGGGGUUCGGAUCCUCUGGAGUUGAGGAAACGCUCAGCUUGGGACGUUUGUGUGUCCCUGUGUCACCACCGUUGAGGCUCCCUCUGGGGUCGCAACAGGAAGCAACCACGUCCGGAUGCUGUUCCAGAAUAGAAAAAAACGAAACGACGUUGCUUAUUUUGUACAUGGUUUUUCUUUUCUUUUCUACUUCUUGUUUGUUCUGAUUCAUGAUGAAAUGUGAUGGAUGUUUGAAUAAAGACAUGUUGUCACUGUGCUGGAGAUAAUUCAAUGUUUUGUGUCUUGUUAUGUCAGUCAUGAUCUGAUUGAACCUCCCACAGCCUCGUGAAAAGGAUAAACAUGAAACGAGAGAAGACAUUUGAGUGCCAGCGUAGAGGCAUUAAAUAUUCUUAGCACUGUCAGAGCCGGGCCACCGUGAACAUGGCGGAGAGCGUUUUUA
Anarrhichthys ocellatus (wolf-eel) is the source of this 2227-nucleotide messenger RNA. RefSeq names its product myeloid-derived growth factor (gene mydgf). Bases 53 to 562 code for a protein of 169 amino acids. The record is from RefSeq and is a predicted model, not a curated record. Lineage: Eukaryota; Metazoa; Chordata; Actinopteri; Perciformes; Anarhichadidae. The transcript has 6 exons. Gene Ontology annotation, biological process: positive regulation of angiogenesis; positive regulation of endothelial cell proliferation.